Penicillium canariense is the source of this 1893-nucleotide messenger RNA. RefSeq lists its product as uncharacterized. The coding region runs from base 1 to 1893 and encodes 630 amino acids. Gene Ontology annotation, biological process: chromatin remodeling. The record is from RefSeq and is a predicted model, not a curated record. Lineage: Eukaryota; Fungi; Ascomycota; Eurotiomycetes; Eurotiales; Aspergillaceae. The transcript is spliced from 3 exons.
AUGGACGAUCCAGCAUCCCGUAUCCCCGGGCAGUUGAUCCCACACAUGCACCUUGUCUCGCGGAAUCGCUACCCUAACAUGCACAUGAUGCCGACCGAGACGGCGGUGGAAUACCUGCUGAGCGCGCCCCGGAUCUGCCAGUCGCAACCCAUGCAUUGGACCUUCCUGGACGGCCCACAGGAUGGUACUGUGAUGAUGACUUGGCAGCCUCUUGCGCAUCUGGGCAACAACUUCGCCAGCGACGGUUAUAUCUGGGCCGAUGCGGAGCAGGCUUUCACCUUUGAAUCCCGAGGAUAUAUGGUGGAGAUGUUCCUCCACCGCAGCGGUUACCACCCUCCGAACGAAAACGUGGCCAGCCACUGCCGCAAGCGCUAUCGCAUUGUCUCCUCCAAAAUUCCAAAUGCUCCCCAGCCCGACCCGUCCUUGUGGAUUGUCCACUAUUCCCGCGCACCUCAGCAAGAUCACAUCGCUGCGACUCGCAUUCCGGUUACGCCCCAAGUGCAGAAUAUGUUGGCUCAGCGACGCUACCUGCAGAGCCAGGGCCAGCUUGCUCGCAAAGAAUUCCUCCUUCACGACCGGAAUAAUUGGCCAACUAUCAAUUUUCCACCCCAGAUGGCUCCUCAGGGCUUUUCCCAACCUCAGGCCGCCUAUCAGAGUACGCAACAGGGACGGCCUGGUUUCUACCCGCCCCAGGCUCACGCAGGCGCAGUGCCGCCUCCGGCAGCCCAGAGUAAAGCGCAACGCCCACACCGGGCCUCAUCAACAGCGAUGGCCGCGGCCGCGGCCGACUUUGCCCUCGAGGAUGAAGAUGUAUCGAGCGGUGAUGUGAUGGAUCUUUUGACUCCGCGCGAGGUCAGCAAGAUGCGAUAUGUGCAGCACCACGGGUGGAUGGAAGAAAUAUUCGCAUCCCCGUAUGCCAUCUCACAGAUUACACCCGUCUCUCUUGGCCUUGGCCGCAAGGGGGAGCUAGAAUCGCUGACAUCCGGGUUCUUUGAUGCACCGGCGGGCGGCGAAGGCCAGGCGGCCGACGCUCCGGAUGCCACCAAGCUAGAACCCGCCAAGGCAGAGGAGUUUGCGGACCGUGUCGCAAAAAGGGUUGCUGAUAUGACUGCUGAGAUUGAAAAGCUGAAGAAGCAACAUGCCCGCCGGAUGGAACGCUUUAACCGCAGCUCACUCUUCAAGGACGCAGAGCUGCGUCUUCGUGAUGCUGCUGCAGACCCAACCGAAAGUGGCACGGAGGUGUGGCGAUUGGAGGGCCGGAUCAUUAUUCCCAACGAGGAGGGCGAAACCCCGCAGCUGGACUACCUGGAAGAGAAGGCCAAGUACAAGGUUGACGAUGUGGUUCGUGAUGUGGAGGCUGCCUGGAAGAAGCAGAUUAUGCCCGAGCCCAAGGUUUCGUGCGUGGAGAAAGGUGGCUUGCUGGAGAAGAUCGAACCGGAACAGAAAGAUCAGCCCGAGUCGUUCACAAAUGACAUGGUGAUCGACCAGGCCGGCUCUCACCUCCUGCACCAGUUCGGGCGGCCUGCUGUGAACGCCAAUGGAGUAGCAUCUGCACAGCCCAUCCCCGGCACCGAGAUCUCCGGUGACGUGGAUAUGGAUCUGGGCGAUCAACUCGCUGGUGGCGGUCAUGCUGCCGAACAUGGUGACUGGGUGAUGGUCAAUAAUGACAACAAGGCUGCAAAUGUGGCCGCCGGCGCCGGCGACGCCAAUCUCGACUGCACCAACUUCGACGACUUCACCAACAUCGACAGCGCCGGCGACGCGCUAGCCGCAUACACCGAGCAAAAUGACGGCCUCGACUUGCCCGACCUGGACAACUCCGCGUUCGGCGAUGCCUUCCAUGCCUCGGAUAACGAGCACUCGCACCACCCGGACGCGGACGAGAUGUCCUAG